AUGGCAGCCUCUCUGAGCAUGGACCAUGAGGAAGCUGCACACCUUCGAGACCGACAGCGGCAAGCAGCUGCCGACUUCGAGAAGUAUGGCUUUGCCGAUGUCAUCGUCUCGCGCCACAGGGAUGUCUGCAACGAUGGGUUCGGCGAGGACCUGCGCGGAGCAGUUCACGGAAUCUUCUUGGAUCUUCCCGCUCCCUGGGCCGCCGUGGGGCAUGUCCUCGAUGCCCUCGUGCCGGGUGGCCGCCUAGUGACCUUCUCACCCUGCGUGGAACAGGUGGACAAGACGGCCACCGAGCUCCGAAGGGGUGGCCGCUUCUUCGACGUCCGGAUGCUGGAGACCCUGGCAGUGAACUGGGGCGUGCGCGCCGUGGAGGCUAAGUCGAAGAAGCGGCGCCUCCAGACGCAGGAGGCCGACGAGUCUUCGAGGCCGCCAGAGACCAGUGCGGCUGUGAGAAACAGUCCGGAUCCUGGCAGCCAGUGGCUGAGCUACCAGAUGGCAAUGCGGUCCCACACGGGCUACCUCCUGGUGGCCACGCGGGCGCCCGCCGAUGAAGCCGAGGGCUAG
Symbiodinium natans is the source of this 564-nucleotide messenger RNA. Lineage: Eukaryota; Dinophyceae; Suessiales; Symbiodiniaceae. The record is from the annotation of a GenBank genome assembly.